AAGGUUUGUUGUCAUUGGUAACCAAACUAGCGUCCGGAGCGACCCAGAUGUGUGUUAGCUGUUACGUUAGCAAGCAAACUGUAUAAAAACAUCUGGUAACGUUAACAGAAAUAUUCAUAUCUACACUAUAACGACGAUAAUUACACAAACGAUGGACUCAAAUUCGUUAUAUUAUUCUUUGGACCUCGUUGCGGGUAACGGAUGUACUUUAAACGUUGAGCAAAGAACCGCCCUGCAAACUUCUUUGGUGAUCCUGAAGAAAAACUACAAGUUCCAGCGAGUCUUGUUUUGGGGCAAAAUUUUCGGAUUAAAGGAGGAUUAUUUUAUCGCCCAAGGGAGGGGAGAAGAUGAGAUGAAGGAUAAAAAGAAUCUGUACAGCUUCAACUGCAUGGACUGGUUCCUCCUCCCUCCUGCCACGCAGUCUAUGAUCGAGGAAGUGUCCAGAGCCGCAAAGGGUCGUUUCAUAGGUGACCCCUCAUAUGUGUAUGAGCAUCUUGAGAUCCAGAGGCAAGGAGAGGGGGAUGAGGCUGUAGAGGAGGAGGUAUUGACCAAAGUGAACGAGGAAAAGAGGCUGUCAGCGACAGUUCAUCAGAUCGAUGAGGAAGUGUCUGUGGUACCACGCAGCGCCUUCAUCAGAAAUCCACAUGGCCUUGUCCAGAUCAACCGCAGCUUUGGCGGUCUCUCUCACUCAGAAGCAGGAAAGCUCGACAAUUUCUUUCACUUCACUGAAUCAAAGAAUCUGAAGAAGAAAUCCAUCCUGGAGAUGGCUGAUUUGAACCCAGCCAUUGACUUCCUGGAUGUACUGAGUGAUGACAUUCCUAAAGGGUCAUGGAGUCUUCAGUUAGAAUGUGCCAGCAAAGUGUGUGUGAUUCGCAGCCUGCUGUGGCUCGGCCUGACCUUCUACCACGUGCCAAUGACGCCACAGCAUGGAUACAUCUACAUUGGUGAUGGGACCAAGAAUUUGGACCUUCCCUUCAUGCUAUAAAGACAUCUUAUUUCAAGCAACUAAUUUCUCAUUUUUCUCUAUUGUUCUCAUCAACAACAUAUUGCAGAAUUGAUUUGUCUCAUCCUAAAACAAAUAAAAGCGGUACAGUCAUACAAUA
Thunnus maccoyii (southern bluefin tuna) is the source of this 1103-nucleotide messenger RNA. It is a transcript of the gene rsph9, whose product is annotated as radial spoke head component 9. Gene Ontology annotation, biological process: motile cilium assembly; axoneme assembly; cilium movement involved in cell motility. Lineage: Eukaryota; Metazoa; Chordata; Actinopteri; Scombriformes; Scombridae. The transcript is spliced from 5 exons. The record is from RefSeq and is a predicted model, not a curated record. Gene Ontology annotation, cellular component: radial spoke; axoneme. The coding region runs from base 152 to 985 and encodes 277 amino acids.